ACCAUCAAGGUUUAUCAUCACCUCAAUAAUCUGAAUCCACUUCAAUCAAAGCCAAAAUCUAGAAUCUGAAUUCAGAUCUGAUCAACAAUGUCGGGCCGUGGAAAAGGAGGCAAGGGAUUGGGAAAGGGAGGAGCAAAGCGACACAGGAAGGUUCUUCGCGAUAACAUCCAAGGAAUCACCAAACCCGCCAUUAGAAGAUUGGCUCGUAGAGGAGGUGUUAAGCGUAUCAGUGGCUUGAUCUAUGAGGAGACUCGUGGAGUUCUUAAGAUAUUUCUUGAGAAUGUCAUCAGAGACGCCGUCACCUAUACCGAGCACGCUCGCCGGAAAACUGUUACUGCCAUGGAUGUGGUUUAUGCUUUGAAACGACAGGGCCGUACUCUGUAUGGUUUUGGUGGUUAGAUUUAGGGUAUAGAUUGGGAUUAGUGUAAUCAUUGUAGAUCGUAUCUGAAUACCUCCUUCGUUGUAUUCUAUUUUGAUUUUGUUGUCGGUCCUCAACUCGAGGUUAUGAAUUUAUGCUAUGAACAACUUUUUUCAUUCGACC
Molecule: messenger RNA, 541 nt
Organism: Cynara cardunculus var. scolymus (artichoke)
Lineage: Eukaryota; Viridiplantae; Streptophyta; Magnoliopsida; Asterales; Asteraceae
Product: histone H4
Exons: 1
Coding region: 88-399 (103 amino acids)
Biological process (GO): nucleosome assembly
Cellular component (GO): nucleosome
Molecular function (GO): protein heterodimerization activity; structural constituent of chromatin; DNA binding
Source: RefSeq, a predicted model, not a curated record